AGUCACACAGAGAGUCAGACCGGGCACGGGGGGCGGCACGGACAGACAAACUGAGCGUCAGAGACCGGCAGCGGCGACAGGCAGCGCGUAACGGACACGGCGGCUCGAGGCGGCUCCGGAGCAUUACGUGACCCCCGGCGGGAACCCCCCAGAAUCUCCCCCACAGGCAGAGCGGACAGCGAGCGGCAUGGCCUCCGGCUCAGAUCCCAAAGCAGAUGACUUAUCUACUGCAAUUCUCAAGCAGAAAAACCGGCCCAACAGGAUGAUUGUUGAUGAAGCCAUCAAUGAGGACAACAGUGUGGUGUCCCUGUCUCAGGGCAAGAUGGAUGAGCUCCAGUUGUUUAGAGGAGACACCGUUCUCUUGAAGGGUAAGAAGAGACGAGAAGCUGUUUGCAUUGUCCUGUCAGAUGACACCUGCUCAGAUGAGAAGAUCCGUAUGAACAGAGUUGUUCGUAAUAACCUGAGAGUGCGACUUGGAGAUGUGAUCAGCAUCCAGGCCUGCCCAGAUGUGAAGUAUGGCAAACAAAUCCAUGUUUUACCCAUAGAUGACACUGUGGAAGGAAUCACUGGCAAUCUGUUUGAGGUGUAUCUUAAGCCUUAUUUCCUGGAAGCUUACCGACCUAUCCGAAAAGGUGACAUCUUUUUGGUGCGUGGAGGAAUGCGUGCCGUGGAAUUCAAGGUUGUGGAGACAGAUCCAAGCCCGUACUGCAUAGUGGCUCCAGAUACUGUAAUUCACUGUGAAGGAGAGCCUAUUAAACGUGAGGAUGAAGAGGAGUCCCUGAAUGAAGUGGGUUAUGAUGAUAUUGGUGGUUGCAGGAAGCAGUUGGCUCAGAUCAAGGAGAUGGUAGAGCUGCCUUUGAGACACCCAGCGCUUUUCAAAGCUAUUGGUGUUAAGCCUCCUCGUGGUAUUUUGCUGUAUGGACCACCAGGAACUGGAAAAACUCUUAUUGCUCGUGCUGUUGCUAAUGAAACUGGAGCAUUUUUCUUUCUGAUCAAUGGUCCUGAGAUUAUGAGCAAGUUGGCUGGUGAAUCUGAGAGCAAUCUGCGUAAAGCCUUUGAGGAAGCAGAGAAAAAUGCCCCUGCUAUUAUCUUUAUAGAUGAGUUGGAUGCCAUAGCCCCAAAGAGAGAGAAGACACACGGAGAGGUUGAACGCCGCAUUGUGUCACAGCUGCUAACCCUAAUGGAUGGGCUUAAACAGAGGGCGCAUGUCAUUGUCAUGGCUGCUACAAACAGACCCAACAGCAUUGAUCCUGCACUUAGACGAUUUGGUCGUUUUGACAGGGAAGUUGACAUUGGGAUCCCUGAUGCCACUGGUAGACUGGAAAUUUUACAGAUUCAUACAAAGAACAUGAAGUUGGCCGAUGAUGUUGAUCUAGAACAGGUUGCCAAUGAAACACAUGGUCAUGUGGGAGCUGAUUUGGCUGCUCUAUGCUCAGAGGCAGCUCUCCAGGCCAUAAGGAAGAAGAUGGACCUGAUUGAUCUGGAGGAUGAAACUAUAGAUGCUGAAGUGAUGAAUUCUCUUGCUGUCACUAUGGAUGACUUCAGGUGGGCAUUAAGUCAGAGUAACCCCUCUGCUCUGCGUGAGACUGUUGUAGAAGUGCCACAGGUUACCUGGGAAGACAUUGGUGGUCUGGAAGACGUGAAGCGAGAACUUCAGGAGUUGGUGCAGUACCCUGUGGAGCACCCUGAGAAGUUCUUGAAAUUUGGAAUGACCCCAUCAAAAGGUGUGCUUUUCUAUGGGCCACCUGGAUGUGGUAAGACUCUGUUGGCCAAGGCCAUUGCCAACGAAUGCCAGGCAAACUUUAUCUCCAUCAAGGGUCCUGAGCUGCUCACCAUGUGGUUUGGAGAGUCUGAAGCAAAUGUUAGAGAGAUCUUCGAUAAGGCUAGACAGGCUGCUCCCUGUGUACUCUUCUUUGAUGAGUUGGACUCAAUAGCCAAGGCACGAGGUGGCAACAUUGGAGAUGGUGGCGGUGCUGCAGACAGAGUUAUCAACCAAAUCCUGACAGAAAUGGAUGGCAUGUCUACAAAGAAGAAUGUCUUCAUCAUUGGAGCCACCAACAGACCCGCCAUUCUGCGUCCUGGUCGUCUGGAUCAGCUAAUCUACAUCCCUCUGCCAGAUGAGAAGUCCCGUAUGGCUAUCCUGAAGGCAAACCUGAGGAAGUCUCCGGUUGCCAAAGAUGUUGACAUUGACUUCCUGGCCAUGAUGACAAAUGGCUUCUCUGGUGCCGAUCUUACGGAGAUCUGUCAACGUGCCUGCAAGCUAGCCAUCCGUGAAUCCAUUGAAAAUGAGAUAAAAAGGGAGCGUGAGAGGCAAACUAACCCAUCAGCUAUGGAAGUAGAGGAGGAUGAUCCUGUGCCUGAAAUUCGCCGGGAUCAUUUUGAGGAAGCUAUGCGUUUUGCCCGUCGCUCAGUCAGUGAUAACGACAUUAGAAAGUAUGAAAUGUUUGCACAGACCUUGCAACAGAGCCGUGGAUUUGGCAGUUUCAGAUUUCCCUCUGGUAGCCAGGGAGGAGCUGGUCCGAGUCCAGGUGCAGGUGGAGGUACUGGUGGAAGUCAUUUUACUGAAGAAGAAGAUGAUCUCUAUGGCUAGGUGGGGCCUUGGUGCCGUCCAUGUUGUACAGAGAAGAAAUUCCUAUGUUAUUGGACACUCAGCUUUUCAUUCCUCAGUCAGAACAGCACUGCACACCCCACUCCUGUUUUAUUUUGUUACAUGGGCGUGAGAAGAGGGGAGCCACAUCUCUCAGGAUACAGGCCUAAACUUUUCUUUCUCUUCUUCCCAACCCCGUUUCCGAAGCAGCUCUAGCUCUUCUUUGAUAAAUUGUAGCGGGCAGGGAGCAAACGUGGUUCCUGACACGCAACAUUUUUUUACUACUCCUUCAGCACCUGAGAAGCCUGCAAUUUGUUGCUCAUCUGCAACUUUAAAUCUUGACUGCCUUCAGCCUCUUGUCAAACUUAAAUCCUUUAUCUCCACAUAGCUGUCAUCUAUGACCACUUUUGUUGCCACAGUGGCCUACAGCCUGUUGCUGCCCUAUGAUCGUAGAAGGGUGCAUAUUUCUGUGUAAAUGCCAAGAGAAUAGCGAUAGCUUUGGCAGGAUGAUCAACCAUCGAUACUUUGGCUCGUACUAUUGCAGGCUUCUCCAGCUCUGACAGGAUCACCCCUCUCUGUGGUGGGUAUAAGAGACAUUAUAAAGAAAACAUGCAGUGAAUUUUUUUAUGUUGGUUUCGGGCUUAUGUUAUUGGAUAUAAACAAGAUACAUGCAGGUUGACGUCUAACGUGAGAAUAAACUGACUGAUCACUGAAAAAAAAAAAAAAA
Pelobates cultripes (western spadefoot toad) is the source of this 3314-nucleotide messenger RNA. The record is from the annotation of a GenBank genome assembly. NCBI's taxonomy places the organism in Eukaryota, Metazoa, Chordata, Amphibia, Anura, Pelobatidae.